Cynoglossus semilaevis (tongue sole) is the source of this 3015-nucleotide messenger RNA. RefSeq names its product LIM domain containing 2 (gene limd2). NCBI's taxonomy places the organism in Eukaryota, Metazoa, Chordata, Actinopteri, Pleuronectiformes, Cynoglossidae. The record is from RefSeq and is a predicted model, not a curated record. Bases 182 to 523 code for a protein of 113 amino acids. The transcript has 4 exons.
CGGCGGAAAGGGGAAAAACCGUUCUGUAAAAAAGCAAGAGCGACACCGCUUGAAUAAAGAAACUCACCGGCAGAGGAGCCUACAUCUGCUAUAAACCCUGACAGCUUCUGUGAGCGUUCAGCCUGUGAUCGAGCAGACUCUGCGUUUUUCAGCCUGAUUGUGUUACAGAGCGUAAACGCAGAUGGACAAUAAAAGCCCUGAGGAAAAACCUGUCCAGCGUUCAAAGUCCUUCAGCUUUAACGCUAACAAGGAAGUCUGCACAUCAUGUCAAAAGACAGUUUACCCAAUGGAGAGAUUGGUUGCCAAUAGCCAGGUCUUCCAUACGUCAUGCUUCUGCUGCAAACACUGCAACACCAAACUCAGUCUUGGCUCCUUUGCGGGCAUACAAGGGGAAUUCUACUGCAAACCCCACUUCAAACAGCUGUUCAAAAGCAAAGGCAACUACGACGAGGGCUUUGGACGCAAACAGCACAAAGAGCUCUGGUCCGCUAAGGACUCAGAUAACGUCACAAAGACGGCAUAAUCACGUCCCGUGUCCCUUUCCAGCUCCCUGCCUCCUCCCUACUAACACCUCCAAUAUGACAAAUGAACAGAUGCCUCGUACGCACAGGCUCUGUUUAAUUACCCACACACUCACUCACUCACUCACUCACUCGCUCGCUCGCUCACUUUUUAAAUGCCAUCAGAACAGAUGCAUGCACAAAGAGCUAAGAAAGACUGAUGAGUCUGAAUCCAUUCCUUUUUCCUAUCUUUCACUUUAAGAUCAGUUCCGGGAUUGUUUUUAUCGGCAUCUUUACUCUCCAAAUUUUCUUUUCCUGUUUCGCUGCCGAAAUUAGUUGUUGAUUGCGACCAAAAUGCUUUCCAAAGUAGGGAAUAAAAAUAUAAUGCAUAUAGGAUUCUUUAACUUUACAGUGUGCUCAGGCAAACACAUUAGAGGCCAUUGAGGUGCAUUCCUGUUUUGCAGCAGAGCAUACACUCAGGUCAAUUCUCGCCCAAGGAUUUAAAGUAAAAAAACAACAACACCUUUUUUUCCCUUUUUUUAAAAAGAAAAAACAAAUAAAUAUAACUGUCCUCAAUGUUGUGACGUCUCUGUCAGACACUGUUUUAUCAGGGUGUCAGGUUAUAUAUAUAUAUUGAGGAACAAACAGGGUAAACAGUACUGUAACAUAACUGCACACAUCAGCAACAGCUCACCUCUCUACCUUCACCAUAGUUUUACUAUUCCUCACCUGUUUCUUCCUCAAAACACACUGGGUCUUAUCGCUGCACGUCUGAGUCUCAACAGCCUUAUCUUAUGACUGUCUUACCAGUUGUGAAUGAUUUUUAUUUGUCAAAUCCCCCUUUUUUUUUAAAGCACUUGCGAUGGAUUGGUUUGAUGUCAUGGCAUACGUUGGUUCUCUCUGAGCUUUUAUGGUUGUGAUUUUAAUGGGAUUUCUAAGCUAUGCUUUCAGUACAAAAAGCUGUUCCAUGGAAUCGUGAACACACAACCACAUCCAAGUACAGUAGCUGAUGAUCUCAAGACAAACAGGCCUUGUUCUUUGAUACCCUUUACUACAUUUUAUGAGGCGUUUUUACACUGAAUGAAUUUAAUCAUGUUGUAGGUCUGUGCCAUAAAUUAAGACGAUUGUGGGCAGAGAUUUAUUUCCCCAGGAAACGACACCUUUCUGUUCUCGUAUUACUUCACAUUUUAAAGCCUCUGCCAUUGUCUUUGUUGGAAUUAAGUACGCUCUAACAACUGAACAGCAGCUGAAAGUAACAGGAUCAUCGAGGGUGUGUUUAGACUUCUGCUUUUGCCCCACUAGUGUCUGCUAAAAAUGAACCACUGCUAUCAUUCCCACCUUGUUCAUGUACUUCUCACUGCUGUGGUAACAUGUUAGCAAUGAUGCUAUUAAUCUGAGUGAAGAGUGCCCUCUGCUGGGGAAAGUGUAGAAUGACAUUAGAGGAAGAUGGAAACAAGUCCCAAAAGAAGAGCCUUUUAGUAUAGCAUUUAUUUGUUUUAAUAUUUUAUUCCUAAGUUUCCUCAGGUGGCGGUGCAGCUGCUGCAUCUGACACGUUGAAUUAUAGGUAUCUACAUCGUUUUUUUCAAAAUGUCCUCAACCUUGUUUUAUUCCGCGCUAAGAAUCUAGUCUAAAGCCAUUUUAUUGUCUGAUUUAGGAUUUGUGAAUACCACUGAGACUUGACUGACACUUGAAUGGAUAUUUGGUGACUAAAGGUUUACUGUCAAUUUAAGAGUGCUGUGCAGAACAGAAAUCUAAACUUAACAUAUGGGUUUUUCCUACUUUUUUUAAGCAUUAAAGCCUUAGGAAUAAAGAGUUGACCUUAUCACCUUUGGAAAUUAAGUUGACAUAGAUUUCAACUGAGAAAUCUGAUCACUCUUUUCCUCUUUAAUCCCAUUGUUUAACUAAGACUCAUUUUACACUCAGCCAUUCCCUCCCUCUAAACCAUGUCAAAAACUCUGCUGUAUUUGUAAAAAUGGUAACUAUGAACCCCUGAGAAUGCUUUAAUAUUAAGUGUCACUAACCGUUUUACAUCAUUCUCAUCAUUAUAGAUUUGCCAAGGUACCGCUGCAGAAAUCUGUGAAUCGCAAUUUUUAUGUGUAACGAAGGAGGAAGGUUAACCUUACACUGGUGACAAGAGGCUCAGGUUAAUGAUUGCAGUGUCACAUUUUUAUGUUGAAUCUGUGAGUCAUUUCAGUUUAUCUUUGUGCUGAACUUGAUGUGGUCUUCUUGAUGUCGUUAAACCAUCAACUCCUUUUAGAUGGAUGCAUCAUUUAAUAUGUAUUACUGUAUGUCAAACUUGUGGAUUGAGGUGGCCUUACAGCAAAAUGACUCUCCUGGGUUUAAAUGACUGGGAUUACAGUCUUUGGUUUUUAACUUUCUUUUUCUUAUAUGUGGCAUGUGGAACAUUUUAAAUGUAAGCGCCACCUUUCUGCGCCAAUGUACACAAUCUUUUUGUGCGUUCUUUUGUUAUUUUUACAUGCAUUUGGAGAAAAAUAAAAUGCUGGUGUUGAUUUAA